Orbilia oligospora ATCC 24927 is the source of this 1977-nucleotide messenger RNA. RefSeq lists its product as uncharacterized. The record is from RefSeq and is a predicted model, not a curated record. NCBI's taxonomy places the organism in Eukaryota, Fungi, Ascomycota, Orbiliomycetes, Orbiliales, Orbiliaceae. The transcript is spliced from 2 exons. The coding region runs from base 1 to 1977 and encodes 658 amino acids.
AUGCCUAAUCACCGUAACAACCACCUCCCAACCCCAAUCCCCUCCUCACCGCCCCUCCUCCCUUCAUCAUCCUCAACAACAACAACAAACCUACAACUCACCGGCCAAAAGCGUUUCCUAGAAACCGACCUAUCAUCCGAUGACAUCCCCGUCUUCUCCAGCGAUGACCUACCGCCUAAGGAGGUCUUUGAAAACCCAUACCAUGCCUACCGUCGCUCCGCCAGAACCGUGAAGCGCCAGAGAAGUGGUACUGUUCAAUCGAUUCUAAAACACCGCGCAGAAAUCAAUUUCCUCUCGUCGGAUAGGAUAGAUCAUGAUUAUUAUGAAGAUGGUCUUCCGAGUUCAUCCAAGUCUAAGGGGUGCGACAAUGGCGACGACGACGGCGACAAUGAUGAUUAUGAGGCCGGUGGAAAUGAAAAUGAACAUGAAGAGGCGAAUACCAGCUUAAGCACCAUCCGUCCUCCAGCCAGUGAACCCGACCUUCUUCGAAUUGGAAUCCCUAGUGAUGCCGCCGGAACAGACCUCUCCGAAGACCCGCAGGAUACAGAAGCAAACCUGAUAAUCCAGAAGGCCAUAGAGAAUGGUUCUGAGGUUGUGGAUUUAAGCAACCUCUCCCUCACUCGCACCCCAACCGACAUCAGCUCCCUCUCCUCCCUAAUCCUCCAACCAAAGGACUCCCUCCCUUCCUCCUCCUCCCGCUCCACAACAACCGCCCCCUCCUCCACCCUCCAAAAGUCCACGAGCCUCCUCCGCUCCAGCUCCGGCAUCAACCCAACGGUCUCCUCCCCAUACACCUCCCUCCACCCCCAAAUCCACCUACAUCUCCACCACAACUCCCUCACUACUCUAUCCCCCUCCCUAACCUCCCUCCAAACCAUAACCGGUCUCUUCCUGCGCAAAAAUCUCCUAAGAAGUCUACCACACCACAUCUCGAACCUAACUGUCCUCACCAACCUUUCCCUGGGCGAGAACCUUCUCGCAUACCUUCCAUUCUCUCUAUUAUCCCUUCAGCAUCUAACCCCCACUGCAGGACUUUCUUUCUUUCCAAACCCUUUUUUUACCUUCAUUCCUCAGGAUUUACAUAUUCUUCCCAAACGAUCAGUGGUUAUUCAGGAUGAUGAUGAUAGUGGUGAUAAUGAUGAUAAUGAUAAUAAACAAUCAGAUCUCAUCCGUGUUCCAAAAUCAGCACAUACGAUACCAUCCAAUACCCCCACACCACCAGCGUUCAUAAAAUCAACAAUCACAAAACACUUUAUUUAUAACUUCAUAACCUCAACUCCACUCUCAGCCUUUAACGAACUAGGGAUCCUAGUCACACCUCCUCUAUCAUCAAUAAUAACCCACCCAACCCAAUGGUCACAUCUCACAAAACGAAGUCUAAAGGAUACAAACCUGCUCCUCCUUCCCGUUCGUCAACAAAAACCAAAGAAAAAAUGUAUAGAAAACAAAUUCCCUUCUUUACAAGAACUAUGUUUGAGAAAAAUAACAACUCAUACGAUGUAUACGUCUUUGAAACAAGAACAAAGGGAGGACUUAUAUGAACUCCUUCCGGAGCAUUUAAAACGGAAGGUUAGAGAUGCUUUGGAAGAGGGAAAUGGGAAGGAUGUAGCUGUGAAAAAAUGUACGGUUUGUAAGGCGGAUUAUGUGUUGAAAGGUGUAGAAUGGAUUGAGUUUUGGGAUGUGAUACCUUGGGAGGAUGUAGGAAGGGAGGAUGUAAUGGUGGAGUAUUUUAAACCUACUGUUGUGGAAAGGUUGUUGAAGGAAGCUGUGGAGGGUGAUGAUACGAAGAGGAGGGUAAUGGCGGAGAUGGUGAUGGGGAUGAAGUGGAAUAGGUUUUUGAAACGGUAUUUGGGAAGGUGGGGGGAAGGGAGGGCGAAUGUGGUGCCUUUGGUAAGAGAGGCGUGUAGUUGGGAAUGUGGAGAGGUUUGGAUGGGGCAAAGGGAGGCUGCAGAGGAGGAAAAUGGAGAUGUGUACUGA